This is a messenger RNA of Phodopus roborovskii (desert hamster), 1530 nucleotides long. Its product is annotated as nuclear pore complex protein Nup50. The transcript has a single exon. Gene Ontology annotation, biological process: protein import into nucleus. Gene Ontology annotation, cellular component: nuclear pore. Bases 191 to 1495 code for a protein of 434 amino acids. NCBI's taxonomy places the organism in Eukaryota, Metazoa, Chordata, Mammalia, Rodentia, Cricetidae. The record is from RefSeq and is a predicted model, not a curated record.
AGCGCGCUGUGUGGUCACCGUUCCCCAGGUGGUAUCCGGCCCUUCGCUCAGUGAGGGACACAGAGGAGGGCUGUGGACAUGUUUUCAAGAAGCCAGACUCGCUGACAACCAAAUCUCUCCAAGCUCCUGAUAAAGACAGCUCUCGGGACCCACGGAGAGCUGCAGGGUCCCUGAGGGGCAGUCAACAUAUAUGGCCAAAAAAAAUGCCAAGAAGGAAGUGACAGGCAGGAACUGGCAUCAAGACCCUGAAGAGGAGGGAACAUUCUCGCUGGCCAGUCAGGAUGUCCUGAGGAAUAGAACCAUAAAGAGAGCCAAGCGGAGACACACCAGACUCCAGCCCGAUGGUGGAGGGACUUCCAAAGGGAUUAAGGGUUUGGCUGUGUCUUCCGGAAGAGGAGAAUUUAGCAACAGCCAUGGAGAGAAGCCUCUGGAAGGAAUAACAACCAGAAAGAACACAGCUAGGGCAGCAGCAGAGCCCAAGGCAGCCCUGGGUUCUGUGACUGCAAAUGGCCCCGCCUCUUUGGGCCAGGAACAGACCUCAGUUCCCCAGACUAAUGGCCAUAAUCAACAAGCUGCCUACUUGGGCCUUUCUUUCAGUCAAGCCUAUGCUGGGAGUGUCUACCACAGGCAGUUGACUGGCCUGAACUGCUCUGUCCGGGACUGGAUAGUGAAGCACGUGAACGCAAACCCAUUCUGCAAUCUGACGCCUGUGUUUAAACAGUAUGAGAAGUACUUAGUCGCCAUCGAAAAGCAGCUCCAUAGCAGCUACAGCUGUCUUUCCGAAAGAGAACCCAACAGGGGCCUGGUUGGGACACAGCCUCCUUCCCUAGUUGUUGCCACCAAACCACAGCCAGAGUCGGUUGCAUCAGAAAAGACAGAGUUUAUAGCUGAAAAGAAAGCGGGUCCACCACAAGGAGCAACAAUUACUUCGUGUAACUUUGUCAAGAACACCGAAAGCCCAUUUUUGGGUUCCUUAAGCUCUGGUCCCAUGAGUGGAGUUUCAUCAUCCACCAGAAGCUCCAGCUUAACUGGCAAAGGUACCACCCUGAGGAAACCAGCUUCUGCAAAAGCUCUGGAAAGUCCAGCACACAGCAGCAGUGAUGAAUGCAAAGGGGAUGAGCCACCCAAGGUGGUCCUCACUGAAGGGAAGGAGGAGGGGGUUUUCUACUCCAAAAAAUGUAGACUAUUUUAUAAGAAAGACAACGAGUUUAAAGAAAAAGGUGGGGGCAUCCUGCACUUAAAAGCCACAGCCAAUCAGAAGACGCAGCUCUUAGUGCAAGAUACGAAGUUAGGCAACAUACUCCUAAACAUUAUGGUCCCACCCACUAUGCCAUGUACCCGAAUGGGGAGGAAUAAUGUCCUCAUCGUCUGUGUGCCAGACCCACCGCUUGAUAAGAAGAGUGCCACCAUCGAGGUCACCAUGCUAAUUCGGGUGAAGACAUGUAAGGAUGCAGAGGAACUGCACAAAAUUUUACUGCAGAGAAAGGGUGCCUGAACACAAAUUCCACCAGGGAGCUUGCCGCCUUCCUA